Grammomys surdaster is the source of this 489-nucleotide messenger RNA. Its product is annotated as repetitive proline-rich cell wall protein 1-like. Bases 1 to 489 code for a protein of 162 amino acids. The transcript has a single exon. Lineage: Eukaryota; Metazoa; Chordata; Mammalia; Rodentia; Muridae. The record is from RefSeq and is a predicted model, not a curated record.
AUGGAAUGGAAAGGGCCUGUGAUCCUUGGUCCUGUGAUCCAUGGUCCUGUGAUCCAUGGUCCUGUGAUCCUUGGUCCUGUGAUCCAUUGGCCUGUGAUCCAUGGGCCUAUAAUCCUUGGUCCUGUGAUCUAUGGGCCUGUGAUCCAUGGGCCUGUGAUCUAUGGGCCUGUGAUCCAUGGGCCUGUAACCCAUGGUCCUGUGAUCCAUGGGCCUGUGAUCUAUGGGCCUGUGAUUCAUGGGCCUGUGAUCUAUGGGCCUAUAAUCCUUGGUCCUGUGAUCCAUGGGCUUGUGAUCCAUGGGCCUGUGACCCUUGAUCCUGUGAUCCUUGGUCCUAUGAUCCAUGGGCCUGUGAUCCAUGGGCCUGUGAUCCAUGGGCCUGUGAUCCAUGGGCCUGUGAUCCAUGGGCCUGUGAUCCAUAGGCCUGUGAUCUAUGGGCCUGUGGUCCUUGGACCUAUGACCUAUGGGCUCAUAAGGUCUAUGGUCUUCUGA